GUUCCUGAAGAAAUGAAAAAUUCGAGGAUAAGGUUUUUUGAAAUAUAAGAGAAUAACAAUAAUUUAUGAAGAUCCAUCGAUAGAGUAGACAAAUUUAAUUAAAAGACACUUCUCAUUGAGAGGAUAGCGGAGAAAUUCGCAGAAAUUCAGUGAAAAUGUCCGAGAUACCAUGGAAAAACACCUUGGACGCGUGAUGGGAUGGCCAGGAACGUGAAAAAAUUCGUCGGCGAUAAAUUCGGAUCACUGGUGCGAAUAAAUCCAGAGAAAUCGAAGGGAGAGGUAGACCGGAAGCGGGCUAGCCCGCGGCGGAAGAUCGCGAAUAUAUUGAAAGAAAUACAGAAGGACAACGGUGGACAGGAAAGGGUGGGAGAGAAAACGCUUGAAUACGCUGAUAAACGGUUGAAUAAUGGCCACGCAAAUUGCGUCGGUGGAGAACCGUGUGAUAAAUGAACGACCGAUGGAAAUUCCUUCGGGUGCAACGUGGAUGCACCAGGCCCGGUUGCACAACUCGUUGUCGCUUUCAUUCAAACAAUUCUUAUGAAAUCAUUCAGCUAUUCUGAAUCUGAUUCAGAGCUGUUCUAGGAAAUUUCAUUUGGAACUCGUGAGUUAACUAAUUUGGAGGAACUUUGAAAUAAAAAGUUUGUGAAGAAGAAGAAAGGAAAUUUGGAAAAGUAUCAAAUAAAAAAGAAGCAGAGCCACAGACACAGUUUCUUCUUAUAAAUAAAAUUUAAAGUUUAGGAUAAACAGAGCUGUAAGACCCAUAGAAGGGAAAGAAGUUUGUGAAGAAAGUUGGAAAAGCUGGAAAAUUGCAUAAUAGAAGAUAAUCUGAAGAAAUAUAAGAAACUAAGGAGGCAGCAUUCAGUACUUUCCAUAAGGAAUAAAGUUUCAUAUAAAAAUUUAUAAAAGAAAAAUUUAAUUGAAAGACAUUUUGAAAAAUAUAAAAUUAAAAAUUCAGCAACUACAGGUGUGAAAUUGAAAACUGGAUACUGACAGAAUUAUCAGAACGGAUGCUGAGGAAAAGAUUGCAUGAAAAGCUUGCAAAAGAGAAGGAAAGCUGCAGAGGGAUGUAAGAAAAAUUUAGAGAGUUGGAGGGAAAAAGGAAACAAUAGAAAAAGUAUAAAAGUUUAAGAAGGGAAGCGUAGAAUCUGGGAAGGAUCCAGAAGAAAUUUAAUUUAAAAAAAUCCAACAGGAGAAAAAUAUCGUAGAGAAGAUUGUAACAAGAGAAAAAAAAGGAAAGGCAGAACCAGUGGAAACUUCGGAAGCACUUUAAGAAGGAAAGCAAAAAGCUAAAGAGGAAUCGGUGCAAAAUCCAAGGAAGGAAAGAGACGCGACAGUGAUUUACAAAGUCUCUGGGAAACCAUUAAAGAAGAAGUAACAAUUCGAAAAUCGAAGAACAAAACUCUAAUUGCAAAAUAAAAUAUAAGAAAUAUAUAUUUCAGAUCGAUAAAGCAGAGAUUUAAGAAAAAGAAAAGUAGAAAAUUAUUAAAUGUUUCGCUAAUUAACUAAUCAAUCGUCAUUAAUUAAUAGUACAAAUCUCAUAAAAUAAAUUAAUUAUUAAAUCUAGAUUGAAAAAUCUCCUAAAGCAAUUUAGUUUUCUAGUAAAAUUUUGUUAGUGUUCAAUUUAAGAAGUUCGUGAACUGCAAGAACAGUGAAUUUUAAUUGAAACUUCUAAUUAUGUCAGAAAUUUGCGAUCGCUCGUUUCGAACAUUCUAAUAUACUCAAGUGUGUUUUUGUGAUCGCGGUGAGAUUGUAAAUUAAUAAAAAUGAUGGCGGGUGCUGGAAUGUUGAGAACCAGACGCAGGGACGUGAGUGUGAAACCGAAUAGGAAACUCGACCGGAAGUCGUCGAGGGGGAUGAUCUACGAGAACGAGGAGCUCAGGUUGAGGACAAUUAAUAUCAACGCUGAAGUGGAACAAGGUCAAAACGACAUCAAAAAGCUACGCAGAGAGAACGAGCAGCUGCGUAGGGAGAUAUGGAGCCUCAGGGACGAGUACGACAAACUCGAGGAGAUCCUGAAGAGGCAGAAGAGCCGCACAGAAAGCGAGGAAUACGAGGAUCGCUCCGAAGAGGAUGACGAACUGCAAUCCGACUACUCGUUCGAGGAGGACGAGAAAGCCGAAGAGGAGGACACCGGAGAAACCUGCAAGGAUCUCACUAAAUCCGAGCAGCUAGAGAACGCUGAAAAUCAGAAGAUCUCGUCCGAAAAGAUGACCAGCAGUCUGCACAGGCUGCACGUGGACUUCGACGACUUGUCCGUAGUCGACGAAGAGGAGGAAUUGAAGAGGGACAGGGAGAAGAAGGACCAGUCCUCUGAAGACGUCCGACAAUUAAAGGAAGAGAAAGGUCCUCUGUCUAUCCUAAAAUCCAGGCAACUGCACGAAAAUAUACCUUUCUACCCUGGAACCUAUCAGCCACCUACCGACUUGACCAGUCCUACCUACUACACCGAGUGUCCCUUCAAGUUCCCAAGCACCCUCAAUCUCAUGGUGCCUUCCGAUGCACCAGGGAUGCUGGGUGAUCAGAAUAUGGAUCAGAUCAACGAUCAGAUACUGCACGCGCCUCCUCUAGGCUGGCAGACUAACAUUCUGAUGCCUCAGAAUCAGAUCCCAAAUUUUGGGACCCAAAAUGUGGACGAUGCUUUAGGUAUGCAGGGUUUUGGAGGGAAUUAUCAGGACACAGGGUUCCUUAAUUACCCUAGUUUCUUUCAAAAGAGGAAUACAGGUCUGAACCAACCUGGCAGCGCGUUCAAUCACCCAGUCUUUGGGAAUUCGCAAGCAGUUUCUGACAAAAUGGUCACUGAGAAUGGCUGGGGUGUCGAGGACUCGAAGGAUCAAGGAUCGGAUGAAUCAAAGAAGCAGGACGCUGAAGAGAAGGCUUCGGAAAAGCCGAAGCACUUCUUCGCGCCGUUGCCUUCCAAGAUCAAGAAGCACACCGAAGAAUCAUCACCGACUACUAGUAACUUUGGAACGGGGAACAGUUCCAGCAGUGGCAAGACUGGGUCUACCGUGAUUUCCAAGAACCAGUUCGCUCAGAAAGGCUCGGCUGACAUUUACGUGAAGGGCGCAGUGCCGUGCGAGGAGGAUUUGCUGAAGAAUAGGACUGAACAGAGGACAUAUUUGAGUACAGACAACCUGGUGAUCAACGAAGAUAAAUCCACAACAGGGAAUCAGUUGACGAAGUCGAUGUCCUGUCAGGAUCUCUCCUCUGAAUCCCAGAUCGCCUCUAUCAGCGAAGGUAGACAGCCACUGAUGACCCAAAGUGACAACACUUUGGACAACAUAUCAGACUCGAAACCGUACAAGUCCCACCUGACAGUGACGUUAAAGACCCCACGCGCGCAGCAAGCGGUCAGCCCUGACACCCCAGAGAUCCCUCAACUACCUUCCAUAGAGUCCCGACUGUUCAAGAACCCUUUCCUACGCAAUUUCGAGCCGAGCCGCAGCUACGUGGACCAGAACAACGUGACCAGACCCCUGUCCGUCCAAGUGAACGACGACAGCCUCUGUUAUUAUUCACCCCGACCGGACGUCUCCACUUUCAAGAGAGGCAUCCACUCGGGGGACAGGUACAGACAGGUGCAAACCGAUCCGAAUCGCCUGUUGAUACCCUCCAAUCAAUUAAUCAACGAGAAACUGACGUCACCGAGCAACAAACAUCAAAUUCAAGUGACAUCCUUCGAGAGACCGAGUCCACGGACUCUGGUAGGUUCGUCCAGUCCCUACGACUAUGCGACCCUGCGCAGGUUGAACCCUUCUUACCUCCAGAAGCAGAAUCCUUAUCAGAACAUGAACUUCCUGCCCAGAGGUGGGUUUUAUCCCCAACGGGGGAUGAUGUAUUACGACACCCUGACGCGCAAGGUGCCAGCGCAGACCCAGACCUCCAUAGACGGAGACUCUCACCACGAAGACGAGCACGCGUUGUUCCGCGAAGAGAGUGCGCCUAGCACUCCAAGUGGGCAACGUCGCAGGAGGACGAUUAGGAAGGAGAAAUUUGGGGUGAUCAAAGAGCUGAAGCCUAUGACACCGUUGCUUCACAGGAGGCUGAGGAAGCAGAGCAGCGUCACCUCCUCGGAGGUGCCUGAGUCACCUGAGAAAGCGGUCAGGAAGAGGAUGAGGAAGUUGAGCAUGACUCCGACGACCGCGUCGGAGUGUCAGGAGGAUAAAAACGAGAGCAGAUCCUCGUCGUCCGGGCAGGACUCGCCUAAGAAGGAUCAGACGAGGAGGGUGUCGCUGUAUUUCAACGCGAAGAAGAGACCCUCCCUGACGUCCGUGAAGACCAGCAGGAGCGGAAGUGUCGACGUGGCCAGAGAUAAGGAUAUCGUAACGAACUCGGAGAGGGAGAGGACCAACUCGAUGAGCAGCAGGGAGACGAGCGCGAAACCGAGGAAAACUAGCACCAGCAGCGGGAACGUGCCUUGGUGCGCUUGCUGGGGCAACGGGUGUAUCUAGGAUCUCCUAAUUGAUUUCGUUCGGUUUAAUUAGACGUUCGAAUUUUGUUUACCUCGCGGAUCGAGCCGAUCCCGUGCGGUCUCGAUCGAAUUAAAAGCUGCCUCGUGCUCGGUCAGGAGGUAUCGUUAGAAAGUGUGAGACAGGUUGCGAUACUGGUUCCGACGGAGACUCGUUUAUGAGCGUUGAGUAAUUAACUGGUCUGAAGGGAAUUUUUGUUCGCCGCGAUACUCGGUGGUUUCGUACCUACGACUCGGGUAAACUUUGGAAUAUUCAUAAAGAGAUAACGAGCAUGAAAUACUUGAUGUUUACGAAGACUGUCAUUUAUCUGAAGAGAAAUUAUUGCCUAGGAUUUUGUUUGAAAAAUUCUGCAAUUUUUUGGUUCAACGUUUGAAACGGUAAACUUUAGGUUUUGUGGAAUCAGAAGGAAAGGGGUAAUUAUAUUUGUGAUUUAAAAAGUAAAGUGGAAAGUCAAAAGUAACCCCAUUUGGAUCAUCAGAAAUUAUAAUAUGAAUCAUAUGGAAAUAAUGGAUAAUUGGAAAUUAUGUGGCAAGUUGUAAUGAGAAUUAAUUAUAACUGGGUCAAAAAUUAUAAUGGGAAUCAUAUGGAAAUAAUAAAUAAUGGGAUGUUAUAAUGGGAAUCAUAUGGAAAUAAUAAAUAAUGGGAAGUUAUAAUGGGAAUUAUAACUGGGUCAGAAAUUAUAAUGGGAAUCAUAUGGAAAUAAUAAAUAAUGGGAAGUUAUAAUGGGAAAUAUAAUUGGGUCUGAAAUUAUAAUGAGAAUCAUAUUAAAAUAAUGGAUAAUGGGAAAUUAUAUGGGAAGUUAUAAUAGAAAUUAUAACUGGGUCAGAAAUUAUAAUGGGAAUCAUAUGGAAAUAAUAAAUAAUGGGAAAUUAUAUGGGAAGAUUACCUUCGACAUCUUGAAAAAUGACAAGGAACGACUUUGAGGAUCGUAAAAAAUUACCCCAUUUGGAUCAUCAGAAAUUUCUUUUGAAAAAAAGCAACGAGAUAUCGAACCAGUAGCGAUAUGUUCCAGGAAGAGCUGUAUCGACCUUCAACGCAAAUAUACAGCAACCGCUGCAACCAAUGGGAAAAGCCAUAAAACUAGCAACGGGUGAACCAGGACACCAUAAAACCUGUUAGCGUUCCGGUGACAGUUGUAACCGAAAUGGCUUCUGCCAACACGAUCGGUUCGUGAUGUCUAUGGUGUUUCUAGAUCGAAAUAGGAAAUUAAUAUUUAACUAGAAACCGAAGGUAUCCGAUGGAACCGAACUAUGAUGGAAAAUUAAAAUGUUAUUUGUAAUUUUAUACCGACUGUAGGUUCCAAACGUUAACUGUAUUAUUUUUCAUUGUGGACUUUCAAGACAAAAGUGUCUUAACACUUUGAUUAAAUGGACAGAGUUUAAUGAAAUAAAAAUAGUUAAGGUGUUAAUUAGAAAUAAAUUUCAUUCUUAUAUUUUCAGAACUAAUUGAUUAUGAUGUACGUUAGAUAAUAAGCUUUUUGUAAUACAUCAAUUUAGAAAUAUCAUCCAUGCAUUUAUUUAGCGUUAAUGAUAUUGUAUAUAUAUUAUUAUAAAUAAGUUUGAUACACGAAUCAAUCGAAUCAAUAUUAAAGUAUCGUUCAUUUAAAAAAAUUAUUAAAUAGAAUAAGUGUACAGUUUGCAAAUAUAAAAUUUCUAUUGUACUUGGAAAAUUAAAAAUUAACGAUGGUAAACUACUUCAAAAUUCUUUGUCAAUAUAGGGUGAUUUAUAUAAUUGUUUACCCCUGUACAAUAAUUGUCCCUUUUCCUAAAAAAAUAAGGUAUGUAAUAUAAUGCAUUUCUUAAUCCCCGAGGAGCGUGCCAUGAAGAGAGACAUUCGAUGACUUUUUGAAAAAAUUCUCGAUCAAAUUUGUUCUAUUAAUUAAUGCAUUCUCUUCAUUUUCUUCUUUUUAUUUUACAAGGGAAGGUUUAAGAGGAGAAAUCUUAAUACAGCCCUCGCUGCAAGUAUUGCAAUUUUGCAAUUGUUGUUAAGCUUACAAUUAUAAAAAAUUACUACGAAUUCAUAAAGAUUAUUUUUUAGAAAUCACAAUAAUUUCCUCUUUUCUUAAAAAAUUAAACAAUAUCAUAUAAUAACAGACCAAGGAGAAAGACACAAUUUUAAUUCAAUCUUCUAUUUCAUAUUAUUUUCAUUUUCUAA
Osmia bicornis bicornis is the source of this 6620-nucleotide messenger RNA. RefSeq lists its product as uncharacterized. NCBI's taxonomy places the organism in Eukaryota, Metazoa, Arthropoda, Insecta, Hymenoptera, Megachilidae. Bases 1764 to 4448 code for a protein of 894 amino acids. The record is from RefSeq and is a predicted model, not a curated record. The transcript is spliced from 5 exons.